This is a messenger RNA of Impatiens glandulifera, 899 nucleotides long. Its product is annotated as putative two-component response regulator ARR19. The record is from RefSeq and is a predicted model, not a curated record. Lineage: Eukaryota; Viridiplantae; Streptophyta; Magnoliopsida; Ericales; Balsaminaceae. The transcript has 5 exons. Gene Ontology annotation, biological process: cytokinin-activated signaling pathway; phosphorelay signal transduction system. The coding region runs from base 205 to 891 and encodes 228 amino acids.
UUUAAGAUAAAUAAAUUUAAAAGUAUAUAUAAUUUUCUAGGUCGACUUUCUCAGGGACUAAGCCGCCGCCGUCGCUAUCGCCGUCGCCGUCGAUCAUUGUUCAGCUGCUCGAGACGGCCAUCCGGUUCCAUCCUCAACAUUCUUCAAAGCUGAAGCAAUUUCCCGCGUCCUCAAUUGUGGUAUUAGCAUCUCUUUACAAGACUCAUGAGGAAGAAGAAAAAGAAGGCUACAUGGGGAUUGAUAAAUUUGGAAGGGUGUCCAACAACAACUCAACGCAAUGAAACCUCCAAAAGAAAAUUUAAUAUAAAGAAAUACACGCACAUUGGGGGAUUUGAACGAGAAUCAAAUAUGAUACUUCUGUAUGUUAUCGUUGCUGAACGAGCUAUGGAAGCAUUGUCGAUGGUAGGUGAAAGCAGGCGCGAGAUUGAUAUCGUCGUGACUGAAUUUGACCUCCCCGACAUGGAUGGACUCAUGUUUAUUGAGAAAGUUCUUGAAAUAAAGAAGCUACCAGUUUUCGUUUUAUCAGAAUUUGAAAGCCUUGAGGUGAAAAUGGAUUGCCUGUUAAAUGGUGCUGAAUUCUGUUAUGACAAACCCCUGGAUAAAUACACUGCAGAGGGUCUUUGUGAAUUCAUUGUACCUAGAAGUGGUUCAUCUGCCACUUCUGAAAUUUGCUAUAAUAUUUUGGAUUCUCCCGUGUCUAUAAAUGCUGAUAUGCAUAUAGUAGACGAUUUGAUUCUGGAGAAUCGUGAAGAAGUCGUCGCAGAUAACUUCGGUAUGAUCCCCAAGAAGAGGAAGAUCAGUUGGACUCCCGAACUUCAUACAAAUUUUGUUGGAGCAGUCCUCGCCAUAGGCCUCUUUGGUAUAUAUAUACAUAACCUUCAUUAUUAUUGAUUUGUUUC